AAACUCCAAAAAGAGAUAAUCUGUCUUCACUCUCACCUGACAUUGUUCUUUACGCCCUUCAAAACCAUAACCUAACAAAGCUCUCAAAGGCCAAACCCCACCCCUCACUCUCUUUUAUUAAUCUCUGCCCUUCAUUUCUUUCACCAUUUCCAUUGAUUUUUUAACAAUGGCAGCAACUUCCUUAACCCUCUCAAGAUUCCUCUCACCGGCCGCCGCCAUUUCAUUAUCCAGGACCACCAAGCUUUCCUCUAAAUCCCUUCCUUUAAAGCUCUCCUCCGUUUCUCCCCUUUCCUUCAACCUCCACCGCCGCCGCGUUUCAAAACCCAUUUCCUUUUCCACCAAAACAACCCAAAUCUCCGCUGCUAUCUCCGUCGGAGAUAAGCUUCCUGACGCAACACUCUCCUACUUCGAUUCCGAUGGUGAACUCCAAACCACGACGAUCUCUUCCCUCACCGCCGGCAAAAAAACCGUCAUCUUCGCUGUCCCCGGUGCUUUUACCCCCACUUGUUCCCAAAAACACCUCCCUGGGUUCGUUGAGAAAUCUGGGGAACUCAAAGCCAAAGGGGUUAACACCAUCGCCUGUGUUUCGGUGAACGAUGCGUUUGUGAUGCGAGCUUGGAAGGAAAAUCUGGGUAUCAAAGAUGAAGUCCUUCUGUUAUCGGAUGGUAAUGGGGAAUUCACUAAGAAAAUUGGGUGUGAAUUGGAUUUGACCGAUAAGCCUGUUGGACUUGGUGUUCGUUCUAGAAGGUAUGCUCUCUUGGCUGAAGAUGGUGUCGUUAAGCUUCUUAAUUUAGAAGAAGGUGGUGCUUUUACUUUCAGUGGAGCUGAAGAUAUUCUCAAAGUGCUGUGAUUUUUCGAGAGAUUAAUAAACAUCGGCUACUUCUUUUGUUUGGCUAGUUUUUAGUUUACUUUUGUAAUAAAAUUGACCAAAAUCUGAGAACUUUCUGAUGAAUGAAUGAUAUUUUUCCUUUGAA
This is a messenger RNA of Gossypium raimondii (Peruvian cotton), 974 nucleotides long. RefSeq names its product peroxiredoxin-2E, chloroplastic. NCBI's taxonomy places the organism in Eukaryota, Viridiplantae, Streptophyta, Magnoliopsida, Malvales, Malvaceae. The coding region runs from base 167 to 850 and encodes 227 amino acids. Gene Ontology annotation, cellular component: cytoplasm. The transcript has a single exon. Gene Ontology annotation, biological process: cell redox homeostasis; cellular response to oxidative stress; hydrogen peroxide catabolic process. Gene Ontology annotation, molecular function: thioredoxin peroxidase activity. The record is from RefSeq and is a predicted model, not a curated record.